GAGAUCAGUGCCGAGCUGUCAAAGCGAGCAGGGGUGGCUCCGCGAGUGGGAACGCCGCACAGGUGCCAAGUCCCCAGCUCCAGCUCCCGACUCCCAGCUCCCUGCGCCCAAGCCCGGGCCACAGCCAUGAACGGCGAGGAGCAGUACUACGCGGCCACGCAGCUUUACAAGGACCCGUGCGCAUUCCAGCGGGGCACAGCGCCGGAGUUCAGCGCCAGCCCCCCUGCGUGCCUGUACAUGGGCCGCCAGCCGCCGCUGCCGCCGCCGCCGUUCCCCGGCGCCCUGGGAGCGCUAGAGCAAGGCAGCCCCCCGGACAUCUCCCCGUAUGAGGUGCCCCCGCUCGCCGACGACCCCGCGGUGGCGCACCUCCACCAUCACCUCCCGGCUCAGCUUGCGCUCCCCCACCCGCCCGCCGGGCCCUUCCAGGAAGGAGCGGAGCCGGGCGCCCUGGAGGAGCCCAGCCGCGUCCAGCUGCCUUUCCCAUGGAUGAAGUCUACCAAAGCUCACUCGUGGAAAGGCCAGUGGGCAGGCGGCGCCUACGCGGCAGAGCCAGAGGAGAACAAGCGGACCCGCACCGCCUACACGCGCGCACAGCUGCUGGAGCUGGAGAAGGAGUUCCUAUUCAACAAGUACAUCUCACGGCCGCGCCGGGUGGAGCUGGCCGUAAUGCUGAACUUGACCGAGAGACACAUCAAGAUCUGGUUCCAAAACCGCCGCAUGAAGUGGAAAAAGGAGGAGGACAAGAAACGCGGCGGCGGGACAGCUGUCGGGGGCAGCGGGGUUGCGGAGCCUGAGCAGGACUGCGCCGUGACCUCCGGCGAGGAGCUGCUGGCGCUGCCGCCGCCGCCGCCGCCCGGAGGUGCCGUGCCGCCCGCUGCCCCCGCUGCCGCCCGAGAGGGCCGCCUGCCGCCUGGCCUUAGCGCGUCGCCACAGCCCUCCAGCGUCGCGCCUCGGCGGCCGCAGGAACCACGGUGAGAGGCAGGGGCUGCUCCUGGCUGGGCAGGUUCAACCACUCGCCGAGGAGGAGCAGAAGGCCUAAAAGGACCCCGGGCGUGGACCACCAGCCCUGGCAGUUGAAGGGGGCAGCAAUUGCGGGGCCCAGCUUUGACCGAAGGGGAAAACCCGCUCUCCCAGGGGCAUGUGCCAAUUGGGGCCCGGCAGGUAGAUGCUGGCAGAUCUUCCGGAAGAAAAAGAGCCAUUGGUUUCUGUAGUGUUGGGGCUCUCUUUUAGUGAUACUGGAUUGGCGUUGUUUGUGGCUCUCGCGCACCUCCUGCCCGCCUCUAGAGAAGCCGACUCUUCAAAGAAGAUGGAAACUGUACUGUACACAAGGGAAAACUACCCAACCCACAGCUGGGGAGCUGCACCGAGUGCCUUAGUCUGCUCAUAAACAAGGCCAUUCUUACUCCGGCGACCACUUUAAGUUUAGAAAUAAUUGAAAGAAAAUGUUUGAGUUUUCAAAAAUCCCGUGAAAUUGAUGCCAGUGGAAUACAAUGAGCCCUCCUCUUUCUCCUCUUCCUCUUCAUCUUCCCUCUCCUCUUCCUCCUGCUUCUUCUCUUACUCUUUUCCUUCCUCCUUCUCUUCCUCCUGCCCUACUUUCCGCUCCUCCUCCUCCUCUUCUUCUUGCUCCUCCUCUUCCUCCUUCUCCUCUUCUUCUCCCUCCUCUUCCUCCUCCUCUUCCUCCUGCUCUCCUUUUCUCCCCCUCCUCUUCCUCUUGUUCCUUCCUCCCCCUCCUCUUCCUUCCUUCCUCCUCCUCCUCUUCCUCUUCUCCUUCUCCUUCCUCUUCCCCUUCCUCCUCCUUCUUCCUGAUCUUUCUUCCUCUUCCUUCUUCCUCCUCCUCCUCUUCCUCUUCUUAUCCCUUCUGGUCCUUUCUUUUCUCCUCUAGCUGCACACUUCACUACUGCAUAUCUUUUAACUUGAACGCCUUUCUUCUGAGGAAGAGAACAUCUUGCAAGGCAGAGCGAGUAGCGGCAGGGCUGGCUUAGGAGCGGUGCAAGAGCCCCUGUGCCCCAGUUAAUCCCACGCUGCCGUCAGGGAAAGUAAGGGGAGACAGGCCUAGAUCUGGGGGUGAAGGAGAAAGAUGAACCCCUGGGUGACCACUAAACCAAAAAUAUUUGGAACUUUCUAUUUAGGAUGUGGAUGUAAUUCCUGUUCGGAGGUAGAGGCUGUUCUGAAGGCAAGCACAGUGGCCUAGUGCGCCUUGGAAACAAACAACUAUUCACAAGCCAGUAUGAUUUUCACAUCUUCAGGAAUUAUGAAGACGUAUCUGAUUGGAGUGUUUGGAAAACCGUUAUCUUAUUUAACGUUUUAAAAUUACCUAACAGUUCUUUACAAACAGAUCUGUGCAUUCCAGGCCUUGUGUUCAGGUUAUGUUUGUGGGAAAGGCUUAAUAAAUACGCAUAAUACGGGAAGCGAUAAAAACUGA
Messenger RNA from Callithrix jacchus (white-tufted-ear marmoset), 2422 nucleotides. RefSeq names its product pancreatic and duodenal homeobox 1 (gene PDX1). Gene Ontology annotation, cellular component: nucleus. The record is from RefSeq and is a predicted model, not a curated record. NCBI's taxonomy places the organism in Eukaryota, Metazoa, Chordata, Mammalia, Primates, Cebidae. Gene Ontology annotation, molecular function: DNA-binding transcription factor activity, RNA polymerase II-specific; RNA polymerase II cis-regulatory region sequence-specific DNA binding. Gene Ontology annotation, biological process: regulation of transcription by RNA polymerase II; type B pancreatic cell differentiation.